AUGUUUGAGACCCAUUGCGAGUGUGUGGUGUGGGGCCAGGCGGGCUUCUCUCCACUGCAGCCCUUGCUGUCGCGCUGGACGCGGUUCCUGCGUGGGGACCCUCUCGCCUUGGGGGGGUCCUCUCCCGGCAGCAUGCCCGAAGAGUUUAGGUUUUUUUACUUCUCAGACCUCAGCCUGGCCCCAGGCACGGGCAUUUGCCAAAAUGUCGAAGCUGUUAAGGCAGGCCCACGCAGGUCCUGGUACUUGGACUGGACCCCUUUUCUCUCCAGCCUCAGCCCGUGGAGGUGCAAGGUUUCUGCUCUCACUUUGCUUCUGCCCCUCCAGGAUGCGCCAACUUCAGAAGAGCUGGAGCAGUUUGCCAAGGACCUCAAGCACAAGCGCAUCAUGUUGGGCUUCACGCAGGCUGAUGUGGGGCUGGCUCUCGGCACUCUCUAUGGGAAGAUGUUCAGCCAGACGACCAUCUGCCGCUUCGAAGCCCUCCAGCUCAGCUUCAAGAACAUGUGCAAGCUGAAGCCGCUACUGCAGCGCUGGCUCAACGAGGCGGAGAACACUGACAACAUGCAAGAGAUGUGCAAUGCAGAGCAAGUGUUGGCCCAAGCCCGGAAGAGAAAACGCAGGACCAGCAUCGAGACCAAUGUAAAGGGCACACUGGAGAGCUUCUUCCGCAAGUGCGUGAAGCCCAGCCCCCAGGAGAUCUCCCAGAUCGCCGAGGAUCUCAACCUGGACAAAGAUGUGGUCCGGGUCUGGUUCUGCAACCGGCGUCAGAAAGGCAAGCGGCUGCUGCUGCCCUUCGGCAACGAGGCGGAAGGGGUGAUGUACGACAUGAACCAGUCGCUGGUGCCCGCCGGCUUGCCCAUCCCAGUGACGUCCCAGGGCUACAGCCUAGCCCCAUCCCCUCCUGUCUACAUGCCGCCAUUCCACAAGGCCGAGAUGUUCCCUCAAGCUCUGCAACCCGGGCUCUCCAUGAGUAACAGCAGCCACUGAACCAGGGGCUGCAGGGGCGGUUUGGGAGCUGGAUGAAGGCGUUUCCCAGACAGUGCGGCUCAGCUGGUUCCCUGGAGGCAGCUUCCUCCCCUUGCCCUGGAAAGGCACGUGGCUCUGGUCCCAGUCCCCAGGAGCCUGGCUGGGCAGUUGGCUGUUUUCUGGCUUUUUGUGCAUGAGGGGCAGAGGAAGGGCCAGGAGCUGGGCACACAGGUGGUUCCCCACUCUCUGCAGUUGCUCCCAGCCCUUCCCAAUUAUGUGAAUUUGCUGGUCCCAGCGCUCCCUCCUCCAUCCCGUGCAUGGGCUCAGUGUCCCCUCCUACCUUCCCUGGGGGGCAGCUACUCCUUCCUCACUUUGACCUCCCUAUGCCAGAUGUGCCCGGGGUGCAGAGUGAACGCCCCGUGCCCAGAGUGCUGAGCGGAGCCGCCUUUGCCUGUUCCCAGCUGAGCUGAGCUGCUCUCCUGCAAGA
This is a messenger RNA of Struthio camelus australis, 1450 nucleotides long. The record is from RefSeq and is a predicted model, not a curated record. NCBI's taxonomy places the organism in Eukaryota, Metazoa, Chordata, Aves, Struthioniformes, Struthionidae.